This is a messenger RNA of Penicillium cinerascens, 1029 nucleotides long. Its product is annotated as RTA1 domain-containing protein. The transcript is spliced from 4 exons. The coding region runs from base 1 to 1029 and encodes 342 amino acids. The record is from RefSeq and is a predicted model, not a curated record. Gene Ontology annotation, cellular component: membrane. Lineage: Eukaryota; Fungi; Ascomycota; Eurotiomycetes; Eurotiales; Aspergillaceae.
AUGGGUUGGCCAAGUCAUUGCAAUCUCUCCGACGAGAAUGCUCAAUAUGCUUAUUGUGCUAAUGGCCCUGCUGCCAUCUUUUUCACGGUUCUGUUCGGGCUGACCGCAAUCGCCCACUCCGCUCAGGCGGUGGCCUACCGUAAAAGGUUUUGCUGGGUGAUUGUGGUGGGCACUUGGUGGGAAUGUAUUGGGCUGGUCAUGCGCACCUAUUCGACCAUCAAUCAGACCAAGUCGACGACGGCAUCCGCCGGGCAGCUACUGGUGCUGCUGGCCCCGCUGUGGGUGAACGCCUUUGUCUACAUGAUCUUCGGUCGUAUGGUCUACUACUUCGUGCCGGAGAAGAAGGUGCUAGGCAUCAAGGCCGAUAAGCUAGCCAAAAUCUUCAUCUGGCUGGACGUGAGCUCCUUCAUCAUCCAAGCGACUGGCGGUAUCAUGGACUCGGACUUUAGUAAUGAGAUGAACCGCAUCGGACUUCGUAUCUAUACGGCUGGUAUUGCAGCGCAGGAGUUCUGCAUUGUGUGCUUCUGCGGACUGCUGUUCGCCUUUCAUCGGCGUAUGCAAGAGAGGUAUACUGAAUGUUCUCGGGGCAGUCAGUGGCGCACGUUAGUGUUUGUUAUGUACGCCACUUUAGGGUGCAUCACGAUUCGAAUUAUCUACCGCCUGAUUGAAUUUGCCGACACCAACACCGUAGGCACUAGCCCGCUGACUGUCAACGAAUCUCCCUUCUACUGUCUCGAAUGUCUGCCUAUGUUCGGCGCUAUGAUCAUUUGGAAUAUCUGGCACCCAGGCCGCUAUCUCCAAGGCGAAGAGAGUGAUUUCCCCAAAAAGGUGAAGGUAUCCCGCAAAGAGAGGAAAGGUAUGAAGCGGGAAGAGAAGGCCCGCAAGCGUCAGAAUCGCGACCGCUCGUCUGGCCGCAAAGGUAGCCACUAUUCUGAGUAUCAGCGGGCACAGUCCUCCGAUGGAGGGGCCUGGAGGAAGGAAUCCCGUACACCUAUCCAGUGCAAGGACGAAGUUAGGUUGCUAUAUUAG